AUGGAUUGUCUAAUGCGGGCUGUUGUUCACAAGAGGAUUAGAGGCCCGUUUAGACUUAUGUCUGCAAUUAAUUUUUACUAGGGAGAUCUAGGCACAACACUGAUUCCAGAUUUUCGCUUUCCUAGAUAUCGUGCGUUAGACGAAGCUGCUAUGAUUGAUGGAACUUUUCGUUCAACAUUGGAAGAUUUCGAAGACAAGCGUUCUAUUACUAGCGCUCAAUCAUGUAAUUCGGUACACGCCACAAACAUUCCUUGGUCUUCAUAUAUAUCGUUGGCAAGUGUUUGUUCUUCACAACGUCUUCGUGGCGGUGAUUUAGCGAAUUCUGAACAGGUUAAGCAGUCAUCGUAUUUGCGUACGACACCGACUGUACAUCGUACAAGCAUUCCGCAACCAUAUCCGUACUAUCACUGUCAACAGCCGCGAAUUACCGUUAAUUCGGCAGUGAUCAGUGAAACAACGCCAAACGGUCGUAGGGAGACGCCUAAAGGCGGAAAUGGUAAAAUUGUUGGAUUCAGCGGUUCACCAAAUGCCAUCACUGAUGAGAUAUCGCUAACUCAAGUGUCGAAGUUAGACGAUUCUGGUAAAGUGCCGCUUAUACAACGAUACUGCCCUUCGAGCGGAUCGAGUUAUUCGCAAAAGAUUGGAAAAAGUAUUUCAUUAGAUACUCCUGUUACUGUAGCCCAUGUCUGA
Messenger RNA from Enterobius vermicularis (human pinworm), 690 nucleotides. Lineage: Eukaryota; Metazoa; Nematoda; Chromadorea; Rhabditida; Oxyuridae. The record is from the annotation of a GenBank genome assembly.